This is a messenger RNA of Ectocarpus siliculosus, 4152 nucleotides long. NCBI's taxonomy places the organism in Eukaryota, Phaeophyceae, Ectocarpales, Ectocarpaceae. The record is from the annotation of a GenBank genome assembly.
AUGGUAGCAUCUGUGGGAGAAGCCGCGGUUGCAAGGAGGAUAGAGCGAGAAAUGGCGCGGUCUUUGGAGGCAAAGCGGAAGCGAAGGGACGACAACAUCAGAGAGGAUAAGAGGGCAAGAUGUGCGGUGGUGUUUCAGGCCAUAUGGAGGGGACGUUGUAUGAGGGCACUAGUCGCUCCAGCCCUUGCCUCUCGUCCACGCCAAGCUGAAGAGACACGGCGCAUGUUCCAGGAGGAGCGAUUGGCGGAGCGCGUUGUUGCACUUGAAGCAGAACGUAGGGAGUUAGAGCUUAAGCAUCAAUACACUGAGCUAGACGCAAUGAGGUAUGCGGAGAAACGCACGCGCGCAUCCUGGGCGUUUCUUAGACACCUCGAGGAAACAGCGAGGGGAGAAGAGCUGGUGCGCAUGCGAGCCGAGGAGCGAUUCACUCGCGCGUUGAUGGACGUCGAGAUCCAAGACCUGCGACGAGCGCAAAUAGCCCAGCGCGAGGAGGAAGAGUCCAGCAGGAUGCACGCAGAAGACCUGGCGAUGCGCGAGCUCAAGCUUGCGGAGAAAGCCCAGAUUUUGGAGCGGGUAGUAAUGCAGGCCGAAGACAUGCUGGCGAGGGGCCUGAAGAACUUCAAAGAGCAAGAGCUGGCCUCAUCACGAGCUGAAGGCUACCGCAUGGCGGCCGAGGAUAGUGCUUCCGCGACGUGGAACGCCGAAUUUCGCCGCCAGAGAGAAGCUUGUCUCCGUGAGGCGUGGGCGAGAUCGACACCUAUUCAGCGAGCAGCGGAUCCCAGAGGGGUGGCUGCGGCACGGGCAUUGGUGUGCGCGGAUGGAGUCAGAACACCGUCCAAGCCAGAGCCGUCGGAGCUACUGGACGAAAGAACGAUAUUGAUGAUGGAGCAAGCCCGACGCAGGGAAUACUGCAAAAGGCAUUUGGACCGAAUUUCGGCCAGUGCUCUACGGGUUCGGAAGGACCGUCAAGCUGCAGCGCAUACCAAGGGUCUGGGUAGGACACUUUCAGGCCAUGGCAACAAAAGUGGCGCCCGCGGCGGUUCUCAGGGGGAGGUGUCGUUCGAAGAAGACCUAGUCUCGCCUAAGAAGGAUAGGGCUGGGCCAGCAGAGCGAGAUGGGGCGGAGUGCCAACUGACAUCGGACAUGCUCUCGCACCUGGGCCCCCUGGAAGAUCUGACCGCGCUUGAGCUUUGCGUGGAGGGACUGACGUCGGCAUCCUUGCUCCAAGCGUGCACGUCGCUCAAGUCGCUCUCGCUCAAUGUGAACCGGCUGUCUUCUCCCUCUGGUCUGGUAGUGAGCACAUCCCUCGUUAGGCUAGGUCUCAGGGACAACCGGUUGUCGUCUCUGCAGGGACUGUCUGGCCUCCCUAGCCUGCGAGAGCUUCGACUGGAUAUCAACCACCUCUCCUCCCUCCACGAGCUAAAACUCCUACCGGCACUGGUCGAGCUGUCAGCCAACACCAACCACAUCCGAGAGCUGCCGGAAGGGUUCGCGGCCGGUCUCAUGCAACCCACGGAUCCUAUCCCAGCCCAGACAGAAACGUGUCCCACUGUAGUAGAGAGGGCUGUCGCCUGCGGUGGGUUACAGAAGUUGGAACUGUAUCACAACCGCCUCGCAUCGAUCAAUCCGCGGGCUUUGCAGGGGCUGGCUUCCCUGACUCACUUGGACCUCGGUCGAAAUCAGCUCCAGACGUUGGAUGGCCAGGCGCUUGAGUGUUGCCCUGCUCUCUCGACACUUAUCCUGAGCCAAAACCUUCUGCGGGAGCCACCCUCUCCGCUUUGCUUGCCUCUCUUGAACGAGCUCUGGCUGAGUGGCAAUCAGAUACGCAGCAUGGGCUCUUGGGCUUCUUCUCCGACAGAGACGCGUCUGGACUCGUUGCCUGAGCGUUGGACCAAACAUCGUGCCAUUUUGGAGGGGGCGCUGCUGGAGUUAUCGGGAGACUCACCACAGCAGCUACGUGCUUCACCAGGAGAUCAACACUUGAAACACACCCCUUUCUUGGGGAGGGUAUCGGAAGGACAGGGGCGGGAGAGCGAGUAUGGAAAACAAGAAACAUCGACACGUGGGGAGCAUGGGCGGACAUACGAUGAUGCUACCGUGUGGCUGCCAAGUCUGGAAGUGCUACACUUGCAGGACAACGCGCUGGAAACCCUUGGCGGGCGUUUUUCUCUCGCCGGUUGCCCGCUGUUGCGAUCUUUUGACGCAAGCUUCAACCAGCUGAGGGCUCCCGAUGAAAUUUCCCUGUCGCUUGAAGCGUGCAGCGGGCUAGAGGAAGUCCGAUUACACGACAACCCGGCAUCGGCAUGCCCAAACUACGCAGAUGCGAUCACCCUCAGCUGCCCUCACCUCACGCAGAUGGACGGCGUCCAUCUAGACGCUCAGGUGCAGCACUGGCGAGCGGGAGCGAACGCAUACGGUAGACGAGCGGAUCUAGUCCUCCCGUUCCUCCUCGAGACAGGCGAAACGAGCGAGGCUCGGCGCGGCGCGGCGGCCGCUACCCCAACCACUGCCCGCAACGAAACAACUGGGAACGAUGUCAGCGAAUCCAAAGCAUCGAAGGAGGCUAGUGUCGGUGACUAUUGUCCCUGGUGCGGGGUAUGCACGCUACGCGCCAAGCACGCGAACGACACGGUGGAAGAGAGCGACGCCGUGAACGUUGCCGAGGUCAUCGUCAGAGGAAGAGACGGGGCAAGAGACGAAGCGUCGGGGUUGGAUCCCGCAUCCGGCACAACAAACCUGCCCCAGCACAUUCCAGGUUGUGUUGAAGGUGGAAGAUCUUCAGGGCCAAGUACAUGUGUUUCUUGUGGCUUCGAGCUUCCCAGUGCGGACCUCUGGUCCGUGUCCGAGUCGCGCGCCGCUCGCUCCUUUGUGAGCUGGCAAGAUGUUUGCUCCGCAGGAGGCCGGUGGCGUGAUGGCUUUUGUGCUGACGUUCGUGACACGAUAGGAAUGGGCCAAGAAGAGAUGAGUGAGAGAGACUCCUUCCGCAAAGCCUGCCUUCAGGGCCGAGUCGAGCGAGAAAAGAUGAGACGCCGACAUCGACGCGAAGAAAGGAACGUUGCGACUGGCGCAGGCGUUAACGAGGAACGGACUGCGCAGCUCGUAGCUUCGUCGCCGAGCGUUCGCCAAGACGUCGGCACGACGUGGCCAGCGAACGAAAAGGCGGUCACAAAGCUACAGUCAGCGUUUCGCGGUUUCCAUGUGCGGCGGGCUCUACAGGCCGCGUUGGACUCUGCGAAAUACGUCGACGACGAACUGGAGGGCCUUCUGAACAUCAACGGAGGGGAUCGUUUCGAGCUUGACCGAUUUCUGUCCCCCCCACCGGAGCUGGGAGACGGCUGGUUGGGGACAACCGCGGUGGCCCAAGGAAACAAGAACAUUCCUCGACACCUAACCCCUCCCAGUCGUGCGAAGGCCACCAGCAUCCGUGCGAUUGACACUGCCCGAGCUGCCGUCAGCAACACACCUCGACGCCCACAUCCGAGAGGAGGUGAUGGCGUGGAAGCGACGAGCAGAACGAGGUUGGAUUCGUACUGCACUGGCGGUACUGGCCACGCAACCAAGAGCACUAUUCUCUCUGAAACUGUGCAAGCCGUGCAGACAGGGCGAAGCGAUGAUAGAGAAACUGCGGAGAGGACUACUAGCGAUGAGGGCAGUGCGAGCGCAAGGGACAAAGCCAGCGAAGGUGGCGGCGGCCCCGAAAGGAGGGCUAAAAGUGACCUAGCGCGUGAUUGGGGGCUUACGGAUCCAAGAGCAGCACGGGCAUUCGCCAAAAGGGCAAAGAGACUUCGAAAGUUCCAGAACGGGGAGGGUCAGAAGAAAAAGAACACUCAACACUCCAGGAGUGGAAGUGGUGGAGAGUCAGCCACCCAACGCUCCAACGGCGGUGAAGGCGGUUGGGUGCAAGUCCCACGAGCACCACGAGAAGCACGCCCCAGGCUCGCACCCGUCGGCAGCGACAACCCCGCUGUAGCGACGACCGACCCAGGGGCGCAACAAAGCACGAGGAGGGGCGCACGGCCUUGGUCGCUUACAAAGCCUCAUCGCAGCUCACCGGGACGUGGCCGCCCUUGCGCGCAGCUGCAUGCACAAGAUCUCGGCCUCUCCUGCGCGGAGACCGUUUUCGUACACAAGAGCGGGCCUACAGCAGUGUAG